CCCCCCCCGGACAGGUUGUACGAACAUAACAUCGGCAUCACGAGAACCCGAUUAUCACCUUGAACCGCGACUAGACGAUCUCGCCUAUUCUAAGACUCGUUUAUCUUCUAUGAUCAUGCAGCUUGACGGUCUCCGGUAAACCGCCUUAACCCCAGCUUCACCUGGCCGGCAAUCCCCUCAAGACCUUGCCACAGCUGCAACGGCCCUUGAUUUCGUCAUCUUUCCUCGUACCUGGUGUUGAUUUUAAACCCUUUCACGUGCCGUCUUCGUCCCUUGGCGGCUUCCAAGAUGGCAUCUGGCUCGUCAAAUGGCCGUGUGAUGGAGUCACGAACUGGUAGAAGCAAACAGCGGUACAACUCGAGUGGUGAACGAUUAGUAGCUGGAGUGGUGCCUCUUUCGGAGGACAGAGCAUACGUCCUGUUAAUCCAGUCGACUCGGCGGAAAGGUUGGGUCCUCCCCAAGGGAGGCUGGGAGUCGGACGAAGAAUGCACAGAGGCUGCCGAGCGCGAGGCUUGGGAAGAAGCCGGCAUAGUCAUCCGGAUCGAUUAUGACCUAGGCGAGGUCAUUGAUUCGCGCCCGCCGAAGAAGCUCUCUAAGGAUGCCCCGAAAUCCUUGUACCGCUUUUACGAAGCUACGGUCUUGUCAGAGGAAAAAAACUGGCCCGAGAAACACAAGAGAGAACGCCAAUGGUUCACGUAUUCGAAAGCAAGAGAAGCUCUUUCCGACCGGCCAGAACUCCUACAGGCUCUGGAACUAUCCACCAUGAAUAGAUCCUAACGGCCCCGUGUUCGUCCAGGGAACCACGAGGAGCACCACACGACACCUUCUCGAUAGU
Messenger RNA from Durotheca rogersii, 835 nucleotides. RefSeq names its product NUDIX hydrolase domain-like protein. NCBI's taxonomy places the organism in Eukaryota, Fungi, Ascomycota, Sordariomycetes, Xylariales, Xylariaceae. Gene Ontology annotation, cellular component: cytoplasm; nucleus. The coding region runs from base 289 to 777 and encodes 162 amino acids. Gene Ontology annotation, biological process: adenosine 5'-(hexahydrogen pentaphosphate) catabolic process; diadenosine hexaphosphate catabolic process; diphosphoinositol polyphosphate metabolic process. Gene Ontology annotation, molecular function: bis(5'-adenosyl)-hexaphosphatase activity; bis(5'-adenosyl)-pentaphosphatase activity; endopolyphosphatase activity. The transcript has 2 exons. The record is from RefSeq and is a predicted model, not a curated record.